GUCGCCAACAUAGCCAACUAUCAGAGCCAACAACAACUGUUGGGCAGCCAUCACCAACUGCUACACAUCGCCGAACCGCAACUGCAACUGCUGCCCGCAGUAACGACGACGACGCCAACAACGACGCCCACAGCAAAUUCCAUACAACCGACAACCAACAACAACAACAACAGCAAUACAAAUAAUAACAACAGCAACAACCAGCGGCAAGUGUUUGAAAAAGCCAUCACCAUUUCGUCGAUUGCGAUUAAACGCAGGCCGACGCUGCCGCAAACGCCAGCGAGUGCCCCACAGGUGUUGUCGCCGUCGCCCAAGCGCCAGUGUGCCGCUGCCGUAUCGGUGUUGCCCGUGCCCACAGCCGCCGCCGCCGCCGCCGGAGUCGUCGCGCCAGCAACAGCAGCAGCACAUUUGCAAUACGCCAACUCGCCGGCAGCAGCAGCAGCCGCCGCCGCAGCCGCCGCAGCAGCAGCCGCAGCACUCAAAGGUCAUCAGUUAAGCUUUGCACAUCCCACACAAUUUGCGGCCGCCGUUGCCGCACAUCAUCAGCAACAACAACAGCAGCAGCAACAGCAGCAGCAGGUGCAGCAGCAACAACAAGUCGCCGCCUACCAGCAACAGCAACAACAAGCGCAGCAACAACAGCAACGUUUGGUGCAAUUUAAUCAGGCCGCCGCCGCCGCUGCGUUACUCAAUCAGCAUCUGCAGCAGUCGGCAGUUGUAGCUGCCGCUGCACAUCAGCAGCAGCAGCAGCAGGCACAACAGCAGCAGCAACAGCACGUGGCUGCGCUGCAACAGCAACAGCAACAGCAGCAGAUUUAUAGCAACUAUCAGCUGCGACACGCCCACGCGCAUUACGCCCCACAGCAGCAGCAGCAGCAGCAACAUAUAACGCUCAGCAACAAGUCACAGCAGCAACACACAGCAGCAGCAACUACAGCGCUGAGCAUUGCAACAACAGCAGCAACAACAGUUGCCUGCAACAACAACAACAGCAGCUCACCCGGCAGCAAUACGCAAGAAACUCAGUCGCACGACUCGGCAGCAGCAACUGCAACCACAACUCUCUCAGCACCAACAACUCCCUCGCCCGCAGGCAGCGCCAGCGCCGCCACAACAGUUGCCAGCGACAGCAACAACAACAACACAGCGACAGCAGCGACUACAAGCAGCAGCAGCAACAGCAGCAGCAGCAUAAUGGAGAAUCAGAUGGCUUUGGCACCGCUGGGACUGUCACAGAGCAUGGACUCGGUGAAUACGGCCAGCAAUGAGGAAGAGGUGCGCACAUUAUUCGUCAGCGGUUUGCCCAUGGACGCUAAGCCACGUGAGCUAUAUUUGCUAUUCAGAGCUUAUGAGGGCUACGAAGGAUCUCUGCUUAAGGUAACAAGCAAAAAUGGCAAAACUGCAUCGCCUGUGGGCUUUGUAACAUUCCAUACAAGAGCUGGCGCUGAAGCAGCUAAGCAGGAUCUGCAGCAGGGUGUACGCUUCGAUCCCGAUAUGCCCCAAACAAUUCGCUUGGAAUUCGCCAAGAGUAACACGAAAGUGAGCAAACCCAAACCACAGCCCAAUACAGCGACAACAGCCUCACAUCCUGCAUUGAUGCACCCACUCACUGGACAUCUGGGCGGACCAUUCUUUCCGGGCGGACCCGAGCUAUGGCAUCAUCCGUUAGCGUAUUCCGCUGCUGCCGCCGCUGAGCUGCCCGGCGCCGCGGCGCUGCAACAUGCAACACUUGUGCAUCCGGCACUGCAUCCGCAGGUGCCAGUGCGCUCCUAUCUCUGACUAAAUACAGACAAAGUUAUGGAGCAGCCUAUGCAUCAAACUCAAUUGACCAUGCCACAUCAACAUCAGACAACUGCUACCGCUUUACAUCCCAGCCAUCAGGCUAUGGCUAUGGCCGCGGCGGCUGGUGGCGCUGGCUCAGCGGCGAGUGUUGCAGCUGCUGCUGCUGCUGCCGCCGCCGCCGCCGCUGCUGCUGCUGCCGCUUCACAUCAUCAUUAUUUAUCCAGUCCCGCACUGGCCAGCCCCGCCGGCUCGACCAACAAUGUUGCAAGCAAUACACAAAUUGCAGCCAAUGCGCCCUGCUCCACAUUGUUCGUUGCCAAUCUGGGCCAAUUUGUUUCGGAGCAUGAGCUCAAGGAAGUUUUCUCUAGAGGAGCGGGUAUGGAAUCAAGGCAUGAUUUGCUCGCUAAGAAACUAGAACAACAGCAACAACAACAACAGCAGCAACAGCAACAGGUGCAACAGCAACAUCAGCAUUACCAUCAUAGCCACCAUCAGCCGCAUCAUCAUCAUCAUCAUCAGCAUCACCAGCAUCAUCACCAGCAGCAGCAGUUCUUGAUGACGCCGACAGCAGCAACCUGACCCGGCAGCGCAAAUGCUGCACCACCAACAGCGCUGCCCCACCACCAGCAACACCAUCAGCAAUACUAUCAGCAGCAGCAGCAACAGUUGCAACUACAGCAGCAACCGUUGCAAUAUCAACAUCAGCAACACAUUUAUUCGUAUGUGUUGCCAGCGGCUACGCAUAUUGCCGCUUGAGUUGGUGGUGCAGCAGCAGCAGCUUCGGAUUCGGUUUAAGAUCGAUAUCAAUAUUUUGAGUUUGAGCAUAGAGCAGUAAGCUCCGCAUGUAACGGAUACAUGCAACAAAUACUUUAGUUGUAGCAUAAAAAACAUAAAAAACCCAAAAAAAAAAAUAAUAUUUAAAAAAUGCAAAAAAAAUACAAAAAAAAAAAAGUUUUAAAACAUUUAUUUAAAAUUAAACAAGCAUAGCCCAGUUUAGUGAAAUUUUUAACAGGCCGCUGAGACAAAAAUUGUAGCUAACCAUAUACCAAAAAAAAAAACAAAAAACAAAAGAAAGUAAACAAAAGCAGCAGAAACUAAGUUUGUAGUAAAAUAUACAAAAUGAAUAGAUGGCGAGGUAAAAAUAAUUGUAAACAGUUAUAGAGCUGAACAAAAAGCUGCUAAAGAUUUUUGAAAUAUUUUUAUUAAAUAUUUAUUGUGGUUGAUUUGGUUUCAGUUGCGUGUUUGGUUUGUUUUUUUUUUUUCAAAAUAAUUUUUACCAAUGGAAUUGAUGCAUAAACACAAAAAAGUUGCAUGCAGUACGUUUGGUAUUAUUUGAAAAUUUUGCAGCAUAUAGCAAGACAAGUUAAGAAAAAUUACAAAAUAAAGCUAUUAAAAGUUUAAUAAAUGAAAAAAAUAUAUAAUUAUAGCUUAACCGAAUGUGCCCUUUAAAUAGCUCUCUUUCUAGAAUUAUUAAAAAGACAUAAAAAACAAAAAACAAAAUGCUUACAUCACAUAUUUGUGCAUGUAAUUUAUAAUAUGCGUAAAAAUAACUUGUAACAUUUUUGAACGUAAAAAAACAACGAGAACUAGUCGGACGUCAUCAAAUGAAUGUGAAAUUUCUAUUGAGCAAAAAUUUAACUGAACGCUGGUUUCGACAAACAAAUUUUUAAUUUACAAACUUUGCAAUUAAGCAAAGUUAGUGGCGCUGUUUAAGACUCGUAAAUCAUACAAUGCAUACUAAACAAACAAAUGUACAUAUGCAAUUUGAACUAAUUAAACUACAAAAAAAUUGCGACAAAAUUUUUAACACACACACACAAACACACACACAGUUUCCGCCCAGCAACAACAACAAAAGAAAAUCCUCUACUAAGACUAGAAACUUGUGCUAUUCGAACUCUCCCAACUCUGAACUUUCCAAAAAACAAAAAAAAAAUGCUAGAACAAUCAACACACUCAUACAUAUGUAUUUCUUGCUAAACAACAACAACAACAACAACUACAAACCAACGAUCCAUGAGGCAGAGAGCGUUAAGUACAGUGUGUAGUAGGUCUAGAGGUCAAGGGUCAACACAGUACGCAACAAGAACGAGUUUAUAAAGAAAAAAAAUCAAUAACAUAUCAUCUUACGUAGCAGCAACAACAACAACAAGCAACAUCUAUUAUUAACUAAAAGCUCUAAACUCUACUACGCUAUAAACAUAAAAACAUACAGUUAUCAAACAUAUAUACCCCCAUAGGCUUUUAAGUAGCUAAUUACACACAGUGAACAAAAAUCUGGCAUCUAAUUUGUUUAACUUUUUUUGGUUUUUUAGUACGCAUCUCAGCAUUGUUUAUAAACUAAGCAUAUUUAAUUUAUAUUUGAAUUUUUAUACAUGUAUUUACCAAAGUUGUCCUUACUAAAUAAAAAAAUAAAAAACUUACUAUUUAUGUUAACGCUACCCAACAAUUUGUUAAAUCAAAAUAAAAUGUAUAAACAAAAAACGAUUUAAAACUUAGUUAAGUUAACUAACAACUAGACAUACCAAAGGCAUAUUUCAAACAACAACAAUAACAAUAUGUAUUAUAUACAGUAAUUGGCGAAUUAUACAGUUAUUAAUGCUUAAAUUUCAAAAUCAAUGCUUUCAAUGUUUAAUUUUAAAUAUUUCUAUUUUUUUUUUUUUGUCAAUUAAUGACAAAUGUAUAAGCGUAUUCCGUCCAAUUACAUUUCUUACUUUCCUCUUGCCUAUGGACUCAUCAAAAAAAUUAACACACACAUACAAAUUAAAAUAACAGUUAUCAAAACAUUACAAACUCAAACUUAAGUCAGGCACACACACACACAUAGACACACACACAUGCAUAUAACAUAACUAGCGUUUAGUAUAUAAAACUUAUGAAAAGUAAACAUAAAAGUUAAGCAAUUUAAUUAUAUUAUAACUAAAACAAAAAAAAAACUAAUGCAUAUCAUAAAAUUGCGCCUUUAAACUGAAGAAAAAAAAAAACAAUUUAGAACAAACAAAUACAACAAGAAAAUAUAAACACAGCAUAUUUACAACCUAAAGCUAAGCAUACAAUUUAUUAAUAAACGGCAUAAAUGAAAGCUACAAAGCAUAGAUAAUAUUCCUAACAAAUAUUUUCGAAAUUAAUUUUUAGCACUAAGCAAAGCAAACAAAAAACAACUUUGAACGUGUGGGAAAUGUUAUCAACAAAUAACUGAAACUAAUACAUAUGCAUAGUGUAUGUGUGUGUGCGUGUGUGUGUGUGUAUAUCAGCUGCUAUAUCAUCUAUAUCAUC
This is a messenger RNA of Drosophila busckii, 5058 nucleotides long. It is a transcript of the gene cpo, whose product is annotated as protein couch potato. NCBI's taxonomy places the organism in Eukaryota, Metazoa, Arthropoda, Insecta, Diptera, Drosophilidae. The record is from RefSeq and is a predicted model, not a curated record. Gene Ontology annotation, molecular function: mRNA binding. The transcript is spliced from 9 exons. The annotation marks the transcript as partial.